This is a messenger RNA of Rasamsonia emersonii CBS 393.64, 1248 nucleotides long. RefSeq lists its product as uncharacterized. Bases 1 to 1248 code for a protein of 415 amino acids. The record is from RefSeq and is a predicted model, not a curated record. NCBI's taxonomy places the organism in Eukaryota, Fungi, Ascomycota, Eurotiomycetes, Eurotiales, Trichocomaceae. The transcript is spliced from 2 exons.
AUGAUGCGCCCCAACGACCCUCGCAUCCGCCAGAGGAUCAACCAGAUCUCCCAGAAUCUCGAGUCUGCAAACGAAACCGCCCAGGAAGGCUUCUAUACUUUUUCGCACGAGUACUUGGCACCCUGUCUUGCGUCGAUCGCCAACUGCGUCCGCUCGUGCACGGCGCCCUGCUUCCCCAGCCGGGAGGAGCAGCGUCGACGUCGCAGACGGAGCCGUGCCGAAUUCAAUUUCGACUUUUACGAUGACUGGGACAAUGACAACGCCGGCGAUGGCUUGUUUGGAUGGGGCAGCGAUGAAUUGGAUCGGUUACUGGCAGGCAGCGGUAGUGCACGCCGCGGCGCCGAGCAGCCGCGCCGGCAACGGAAGAUGAGCUAUGGCGCCGCUCGAGCAGGGAAAAGAAGAAGCACCCUGCCUCACGAUCAGAGGGACGACCCCACGGUGAUCCCCAAGUCGUCGCUGAUCGGGUUUUUGGAGCGAUUUCCAUGGAGGAUUGGACCGCGAGGGAUCAAAUACCGGCCUUCGGCAGCCGACUUACAAGAGCGGCCGGGAAGGUUGAGGGAUGACGAUGGUUACGAAAAUCAGCCUUUGAUGGAAGCGACUGACGAGAGCGAUGGAGGCGCUGAGUAUGGAGAAGGUUCAGGGGGGAAGAAGAACGGACGAGAUCGCAGUGGAACACAGUCGUCUCGGGAGACAUCCAAUUCCCUGAGUUCGCGGGGAGACUUGAUCCCCAGUGACGAGGAAGAAGAUGCGGUGCCGUUGGAUGAUGAAUUUGCCAUGGCCCUCGCACGCCGUGGCACUGGCUUCACGUCUGACGACGGAAGGCUGAGCGGCACCACAUCUCGCGAUUCGAGGAGUGGUCGAGGGAAGGACCGAAGAUCACCACGAACGUCGGAUAUCGAAGUUAUACAUGACGCCGGGACGCCGUCGAUGGACGAACUAGCCAAGGAGGAGGAGGCGGCAAGACUGGAAGAAGAGUCGGAGAUCGCCAGGAAGCGACAGGCGGCUCACCAGCUGGCUGUGAGUCAGGGACUGGCACGGGACGAUCAGUCUCAGAACGGCACGUGCACGUCCGAUCAAGCACGCCCUUCAUCAGCCGGAGACGUGUCAAGCGAUGGACGACCAACAGAGCCCUUUCCUCCUCUCCCAUUGACGCCGACUUCGGUAAGAUCCACUCCCGAUGAGUAUGCGACGCCUCCGUCGCAGGUCGACACGGCCAGGUCAGACUCAGAGCGCGCGGACGAGGGAUGA